UACCACUCGUUAACUUGCGCAGGGACGAGGGCCUCUCUGCUCAAAAGCGAAACAGACAGUGAAACACUUUUUGGCGGUUGUUCUCCCAAGCCUUGCUGCCAGAGUGCUAACCUGCGCCGGCGUUGCAUGUUAACGUACGCCGUCCUCGUCCUGAGCCACCAUGAAUCAAAUUCAAUCAUUUCAAUUAGGUUUUAAGGCUUUUACAAAAGUAGUAGCUCCUGGGAGUUUCAGAAUCGCAGCAUUGGUUUCGUUGAGGGUGAGCAAGAGCGCCAUGGGUUCUAGACGACCCAUUUCCAGUUCUUCGAGACCCAUUUUGGCAAUCUCCGAGGACAAGAAAAAAGAUAAACCUUUGAAAGGAUUGAUGGCGACGAACCCAAAUCUCGAGAAGCCUGUUAUUAAGGAACAUAGAGCGGAGAGCAGUUCAGAUGAGUUUGAGAGUUUUAAGGAUGACCCGUCAAGCAUUGAGAAAAUGACAGUUCAGGAACUGAGAACUACAUUGAGGAGGGUUGGGGUUCCUGCCAAAGGUAGUAAACGUGACCUUGUAUCGGCCUUGAAGGUGUAUGCGGCCAAGAAGAUAAAUGGUGAGCAUUGUCAAAUGACAGAAGAUAAAAUCUUGUCCAUUUCUGCUGAAAGCCUUUCAGAGGAUAGGGAAGAUGAAAAUUUAUAUGAUGAAGAUGGAGUUAAAAAUGUCAGCGCUUUUUCAGAGGUUCAUGGAAUUCAACGGAGUAAGAGAAGGUUGAAACAAUCCGGAGUUGAAUAUAAGGUUGUAACAACUAGACAGAAGUUGUCAGCUAAAACUGAUGAGGUUUCAGGCGGGAAGCUCUCAAGGACAAAGAGGAAAGUAUCUUCCGAGAGUGCUACUGUUGGUGUUAAGACUGAUGAGGAAGUUAAUACACCCACAAUGGAAUCUGAACCAUGGACAGUUCUUGCCCACAAGAAGCCUCAGAAAGGUUGGAUUCCUUAUAAUCCUAAAACCAUGAGGCCUCCACCUCUUAAUGGUGAUACAAAGUCUGUGAAGCUAAUGUCUUGGAAUGUCAAUGGAUUGAGAGCGUUGUUGAAGUUAGAGGGAUUCUCUGCACUGGAACUUGCUCAAAGGGAGGAUUUUGAUGUAUUAUGCUUGCAGGAGACCAAACUGCAGAAAAAGGAUAUUGAAGGAAUUAAGCGGAGUCUGAUAGAUGGCUAUGAAAAUAGUUUCUGGACGUGUAGUGUUUCCAAGCUUGGUUAUUCUGGAACUGCAAUUAUUUCACGGAUAAAGCCACUUUCAGUCAGAUAUGGCCUCGGCAUAGCAGAUCAUGAUAGUGAGGGGCGGCUAGUGACAGCUGAAUUUGAUUCAUUUUAUCUGAUUAGUGGAUAUGUUCCUAAUUCUGGAGAUGGUCUGAAGAGACUGUCAUACAGGGUCACAGAAUGGGAUACAUCCCUCAGCAAUUACAUGAAAGAACUCGAAAAGUCAAAGCCUGUUGUUUUAACUGGUGAUCUGAAUUGUGCUCAUGAAGAGAUAGACAUAUUUAACCCUGCUGGAAACAAAAGAAGUGCUGGUUUUACAGAUGAAGAAAGGCAAUCAUUUGGGACAAACUUCUUGUCUAAGGGAUUUGUGGAUACCUUUAGGAGACAACAUCCUGGUGUUGUAGGAUAUACUUACUGGGGUUAUAGACACAACGGACGCAAAACUAACAAAGGGUGGCGGCUCGAUUACUUCCUUGUAUCAGAAUCCAUUGCGGACAAGGUUCACGACUCCUACAUUCUCCCUGAUGUUACCGGUAGUGAUCAUUGCCCUAUUGGCCUUGUACUCGAGCUGUAGUUACUUGGACAGCUACUCAUAUCCAUAGCCACUAUAGAUGACUUCUGUUAUCCACGGGAAAAUUCACAAGGCCAAAGGUGGUGAAGUUCUGAAACAAUGGGCUUUAUUGACAGUGGCCCCGCAAGCAUUAUUGGACAACAUGGGUGGCAAUUUUGUACGGGAGGCUUACGUAAUUCUGGGAAUUUUGUUUGGUAGGUGAGAAAUUGAAAAGCUAUUCGAAAUUUUGCUACUCUUUUGAAAACUUCAAAAAGUUUGAAAAGUUUCUCAGUUGUUGGGAAUUGUCCAUUGGCCCGCAUGGAUCAUUAUUAUAUGAUGUAAGAGAAGAAAAUUAAAAUUGGCACAGAACUGGCUCUUCUUGUCGACCAUCUAUUUCAUUCUCUUAUCCUUUUCAUAUGUGGUUUUCCAUGGACCCGUUUGUAUUCUGACACAAAAGUCUAAAGACGAUCACUAUAAUAUUAUAUUUACCAAGAUUAGUAAUGAUAA
Messenger RNA from Ziziphus jujuba (common jujube), 2281 nucleotides. Its product is annotated as DNA-(apurinic or apyrimidinic site) endonuclease, chloroplastic. The transcript has 12 exons. Bases 161 to 1798 code for a protein of 545 amino acids. NCBI's taxonomy places the organism in Eukaryota, Viridiplantae, Streptophyta, Magnoliopsida, Rosales, Rhamnaceae. The record is from RefSeq and is a predicted model, not a curated record. Gene Ontology annotation, biological process: base-excision repair. Gene Ontology annotation, molecular function: endonuclease activity; double-stranded DNA 3'-5' DNA exonuclease activity; DNA binding. Gene Ontology annotation, cellular component: nucleus.